UAUUUGACGACAGGUGAUGAGCCCCCGUCUGCAACACUUGUGUUCUGCUUUUUCAGCAAGGCGCAGUUCAGUUGAUUACAAGUGCGAAUGGGAUCAGCACAUUCCUAAAUUGAUAUCAAAAUAAUUUUUGAAGAUGAUUGCUUUCUGUUCAGUGUGUUUAUAGCCUCAUUCAAAUCUGGUGAUCAUGGACAUUAAAGGUUACCGUUCUGCCGGUUGAUGCUUUGCAAAGCUCAGUGAGUGUGAUGAGCAUUUAUGGAUAAUCGAAAGAAUUUCUGCCCAAAGACAGUCAAGCUUCUUGUUUUUAGCGUUCUCAACUGCAAACGGAGCUUGCUGACGUUGGCACAAAGAAAAAACAGUGGUGAUUGACUUAUUUGUACUUCAACACUGACAAUGCUACGGCACAAGCGGCAACCAUCAAACUCCCAGGACCUGGAUGAAGCACCGAAUGACGAUGAUGAUGAACUUCCAACUCAGUUCGAGAAGUUGUCUUUUGGCUGCAUUACCAGAGAGAAUUUCAUCCGCAAGCAUCUGAUCUACAUUGUUCGAUCAAGGUGGUUCGAGAGAGUUGUCAUCCUUGUGAUCUUGCUGAACUGUGUGAUGCUGGCUAUGAACGAUCCCCUGGACUCGCAGUGCCAAAGUUCAAAAUGCAAGCAUUUGGAAAAGCUGGAAAGGGUCGUAUUUGCAUUCUUUGCUGCUGAAAUGCUAGCAAAGAUGAUUGCAAUGGGUAUAACCGGGCACAAAGCAUACUUCUCAGAUCGAUGGAAUAUUCUUGAUUUUCUCAUUGUUGUUGCUGGGGUCGUUGAUAUGAUUGGGCCAGAUGGAGAUUUUCUCACGAUCAUUCGUCUGUGCAGAGUUUUACGUCCUCUAAGAGCCAUCAACAGAGUCCCAAGCAUUCGCAUUCUUGUCACAUUAUUAAUGGACACCAUUCCGAUGCUUGGAAAUGUUCUCCUCCUUGCAUUUUUGGUUUUCUCAAUUUUUGGUAUCCUUGGAGUGCAGAUUUGGCAGGGAAAAUUAAGAAACCGUUGUUUUGUGACAGAAGCCCUCCGCAACGAGACUCUCCGGUACAAUCGUAGCUUAUUCUACCAACCUCAAUCUGGGGACUUCCUAUGUAGCCUGCCCAAAGCUCGUGGUAUGCAGACGUGUGAAGACAUUACAAAAGAAUGCACAAAGAUGGGAACAUACGCAAACACAACCUGCGAUUCAUAUGGGAAAAACUACACGCGUUGCAGCCAAGAAGGUCCAAACCCAUAUUUUGACAAUAUGUCUUUUGAUAACAUUGCGAUGGCCUGGAUUUUUAUCUACCAGGUUGUUACGGGAGAAGGCUGGAGUGAGCUAAUGUACCUCAUUCAAGAUGUCAGCCAUCCAUCAUCAUGGAUCUAUUUUGUAGUAUUAAUUACGAUUGGUUCGUUCUUUUUGGUAAACUUAUCUUUAGUCGUGAUAACUAUGCAGUUUUCUGAAACCAAACGUCGUGAAAUGCAGUUGAUUCGAGAACAGAGAAAACUACACGUCUCGGAAUCACAAAUAUCUCUUAUAAGUGAUUUUAGAAUCUUUUGGAGCAAGGUUAGAUCAUGGUUCAGUUGCAAACGAAGAAGAAAAAGCGUUCAUCAUUUCCAUCACCAUGAACAUUUUCACAUCCAUCAUCACAUGAUUCGUUGUGAUAAAUGCAAUAUGUUUUGUGGCAAAACUCAACCAGAGACAACAAGUCCAAAGGAGAUAUCUAGUGAUAAUGACAAUUCAAUCCCCAAGGUCGAAAUCUCUUGUUUUGACGAUGAAGUCGAAUCUACCUCUCGGUUGAGCCAAAAACUAUCCAUCUCUUGUCCGUCAUUGUUCGGUGUUGAACGAGCGCUUGAACGGAAGUUGAGUGGAACAUCUGUUAAAUCAAUUCAUAGGACAUACAUUGGCUCGUUCCAACAUUCGAGUCUAGAUCAAGGUACGUACUUGAAAAGUGAAAAGAAAUUGGAAACGAAAUCGUAUCUUACCACGCAGAAUGAAACCGCGCCGGAAACAAAGCUACGAACGCAGUCAGAUCUUUCAAAUACUCUUUCGAUAACGGCCGAAUCAGUUUCAUCGGUUACUGUUGAUAAAAAACAAAGCCCGAACCAUGCGUCUUUAACUACCAAAACAUCACUAUCGUUGCAAGUAAACGGAAACGCGACUCAAGUGAAAAGCCGCGCGUACUGUGAAGCGAACGCGUCCAUAGGUAAAGAAGGAACGCAGAAGAAGACGGCAGUUUUUGCAGAGACCAAGGCUAAUAACUCAGUCACGUUACAGACGCCAGACAAAGGAGCCCUAUGUAAGACAUAUAGCAAUGCAUCGUAUAACUCUGAAGUUCGCAGUGAUGAUAUAUCGGAUAUUGCGGACACAAGCAGCGAAGCUCUUUACGGCAGCAUGUUUGAUCUGCGGAAUGCUGAUAAAUAUUACGUUUCAGUCGAACCUACAUUCUUCCAAAAGUUCCGCAAACAUUGCAAGAAUUUGUCGGAGAGUAGGAAAUUCUCACAUUUCAUUAUGUUGUUUAUUGUUUUCAACACCAUCUGCAUGGGAUUAGAACAUCAUAAUCAGCCCGAAAAAAUGACCAAAAUUUUGGAAUGUUUGAAUCUGAUAUUCAUCUGGAUUUUUGGGUUUGAAGUCUGCGUGAAACUUCUAGGAGUUGGGCCAAAGUCUUAUUUCAAAGUUGGAUAUAACGUUUUCGAUUGCCUUAUCGUCGUGUUAAGCGUUGCGGAACUUCUUAUCAGUAACCGAAAUGGGAGCAGCAACGUGAUUGUACUGAGAAGUCUUCGCCUGUUGCGGAUAUUCAAGCUAGUGCGACCAAUGAGACAUCAGAUGAUGGUGAUGAUUCGAACCAUGUCCAGCGUGAUGACGUUCUUCGCUCUGCUCUUUUUGUUUAUGUUUACUUUCGCCAUUCUUGGCAUGAAUCUCUUUGGUGGCAAAUUCUUUUUCAAUGGAGUACGUUCAAGAUCAAGCUUUGACUCAUUUCCAUCUGCUAUGACAACUGUUUUCCAGAUAUUGACCCAAGAGGACUGGAAUCUAGUGAUGUAUGAUGGUAUGCGUGCAAGGAACAAAUGGGCUGCUCUAUAUUUCAUUGCACUGAUGACAAUUGGUUACUAUGUUUUGCUAAACUUACUGGUUGCCAUACUUGUCGAGGGUUUCACUACGCCAAUGGAAAAAAGGCGCAUGGCCAAGAGAAUAGCGACUAUGCUACUGAACAAGAGUAACUCUCAGUCCUACCCAUCCAACAUGGCGAGCAGUGGUUUUAACCAAGACCUUCGCGCAGUGAGCAUGCCAGAAAUUCCCGAUUCUCCAUUUAUCUACAAUGGAAAGGGACGCUUAGAAAGUCAAUGGGAUUGUUACCUCAAGGCCCGCAAUAAGGCGAUACCUAUAUCAUUGAGUCUUCGAAGUAUCAGCUCUCUGGUUGGCGUCAGGAAGGAUUAUGCGUCAGGAAAAUUGGUUAAUGAUAAACCGAAGCCAGGAGAGCCUAUUCUUGUUUCAGCAAGACCAAGGACAUCGAGAUCUGGAUCUUUAAACAGUCCGUAUUACUCAGUUGAUGCGAAUGCCAAGGAUGUUCUCAUUGGAAAAGUUAGGUCGUCAUCCGGUGCAUCGGAAGUCAAAGGCUGCCCGUGCUUCAAGAAGCGUGCUGAGUGGUCGCUCUUCAUCCUUUCGCCAGAAAACAGGUUUCGCCAGAUGCUCCAAGCAAUCAGUGUCAACAAAUGGUUUGAUUAUUUCAUUCUGCUGCUCAUCUUCUACAGCUGUGUCUUACUUGCAUUGGAAAAUCCCAACACGGAACCUGAUUCAACGAUACAAAGAGUCAUUGAUACGUCGAUGUUUGUCCUCACUUGGCUGUUCUCGGCAGAAAUGAUCAUCAAGGUUCUUGCACAUGGAUUGGCUUAUGGCCGUGACCCUUACUUGCGCAAAGGCUGGAACAUCUUAGAUGGUUUUUUAGUCAUUCUCUCGUGGAUUGAUUUUGCCUUUUACCUUUCCACUGACAACAGCCAAGCCGAUGUAAUCAAGACAUUAAGGGUUCUGAGAGCACUGCGCUCGCUCAGGCCUUUGAGGAUGAUACGCAGAGCACCUGGUCUUAAACUAGUUGUCCAAACACUUCUUUACUCAUUAAAGCCAAUUGGAAACACUGUUCUCAUUGCUGCCAUAUUCUUUGUAGUAUUUGGUAUACUUGGUGUCCAGCUUAUGAAAGGAAUGUUUUACCACUGUGAAGGAGCGAUGCACGUUGAAAACCGGCAACAAUGCAAUGCAAGUUCAACUGGUAAAUGGGUUAAUUACCAGUACAACUUUGACAAUCUUCUCCAGGCGUUGAUCGCUUUGUUCGUUGUCAGCACAAAAGACGGCUGGGUUGAAAUAAUGAGACAAGGGACAGACGGUGUAGACGUUGACAUGCAGCCAAAAAGAGAUUAUGCACCGUGGCGGAUUCUAUAUUUUAUCUCCUUCCUUUUGAUUGGCGGGUUUUUGGUUCUUAAUAUGAUAGUUGGUGUUGUUGUCGAGAACUUUCAAAGAUGCAGGGAAUUGCAGGGUGACAAAGACAAUGCUAAGAAAGCCCUUGCUAAAUGGAGAGAGUGUGCAAGAACCAAACUUGCUCAUGAAAGUUUCUUGAAGAAUUACUCGCACAAAAGGCUAAUGCUAUACAAAAUCUGCACCCAUUCAUACUGGCAUAUUGGGAUCACAAUUUUGAUAUUGCUUAAUGUUAUUUGCAUGGCAAUAGAGCACUAUCAGAUGCCCACCACCUUGGAUGAUUUCGUAGAAACCAGCAACAUGGUGUUCACCAUAUUCUAUUGUCUAGAAGCAAUUUUACAAAUUGUCGCUCUCGGAUUCAAGCAAUACUUUUGCAACAAGUGGUACUUGUUCGAUUUUAUAGUCGUUGUACUUUCCGUACUUGGAAUUGCGAUUGCUUCUAUCUAUAUCAGCCCUGGAGUCGUCAGGGGCGUGAGAAUGCUUCGAGUUGUCCGAGUUCUGAAACUACUUAAAGUGGCAAAAGGACUCCAGUUUCUUCUGGACCAUGUGAAGGAAACGAUCCCACAGGUGACGAAUUUGGCUCUAUUGUUCAUGCUGCUGUUUUUCAUAUACAGCUGUCUUGGAAGACAGCUAUUUGGAACUAUAGAAUGCAACGCCGAGACACCUUGUGACGGACUAGGAAAACAUGCCAACUUUAAAGACUUGGGCAGCAGCAUGCUUACAUUAUUCAGGAUAGCAACAGGAGACAACUGGAGUGGAAUACUUAAGGAUACCCUGAGACCAGACUGUGACGAUUCAUCGAACUGCACUAAAAAUUGCUGCAUGAGUAAUUACGCUGCUCCCGUUUUCUUUAUAUCCUACGUCUUAUUUGCUCAAUUUGUUCUUGUCAACAUCGUCAUCGCCGUGCUCAUGAAGCAUCUGCGUGUUACUAAACUCUGCAAAAGCAACUUGCAUUCUAGAAGAAACUCCGUACGAAAACAAUCGGUAAGGGAGGAACUGAAGACAGAUCCAAGCAGAAAUGCGCUGACAAAAUGGAAACUCGCAGCGUCCAAACGCAAGGUACAGCGCCAAGAGACGCAGGAGCGCCAGCUUGGCUACGUUCGUACCAAGCGCAGCACCGAUGAUUUAGAUAAUAUCCAACUGAAGCAAUUUAGGAACCAUUUGGACGAGGAAGCAGAUAAAAGUCCGUAUCAAAAGAGAGGCUUCAUUAAUAACAACCACGAGAGGUCGAACGAUGACAAUUCGUCAGAUGAAAAUGAUAAAAGAUUUAUCAAGGCGGGAAAUGACCGAGCUAGAACAAAAAUCAACUUGUGGAAGAGAAAUCCUUCUUUUAAAAGUCAUGUUGAUUCAAGUCCUGAUUUAAAUGAAAAUCAGAAAGAAAAUGAAGUGACUUAUAGAAUCAAAGAAAAUAUUAGUAAAAAUUACGCGUUAGUUCCAUUUGUGUCAGUCAGAGGCACAGGUAUUUCGAAUGACGUAGGUUGCAUUGAUUUGAAUCGAACUGCUGAGACUUAUGUGGAAGCUGAUUCAAGGGAGAAUGCAAGUAACGAUUGCUCAAUAGAAAUUCCUGAUGGCGAGGAGGAAAAUAUUAGUCACUGUCUUUUCGUUGUUGGAGACGAUAAUAAAGAUAUUUGUGGAGCAAGGAACUCGCCUGUUGCAUCGAAGAGAAAGAGGAAAGAUAAUAAUUAUUCUUCAAAAUGUCCCCUUGAUCGACUUAAUUUCGAUGAAAAUGGAGAUAAAGUAGAAAACUUUUUUGAUGAGAAGGAACAUGAUUUAAAUGAACUAGAAAGGAGCCCGUCAAGGUGUAGUUCUAUUUAUGAAAACCCGGUCUAUGAAGCAGAAGAGUGCAUUAGUUUAACUGGAAGCCCGGUACUUCAUAUUCCGGACGACUUUUUUGCAAAUCCGGACGAUGAAGCCAACUUGAGUAAUACCAGUUUAAAUCAGCAUUCACCAAAUAACCUUAGUGACAGAAGUAGAAUGGACAAAUUGAGAACUCCGAAAAAACAGCCAAAAACAUUAGCAAUAACCCAGCGAAGUGAGUCGAGUGAGACUUGUGGAUCAUUUGAACUUAUUCUGUCACCCCAUGGACAGCAGAAGAAGAAAGAAGAGGUUGGGUCUGAAGACAGCUUUGCUAUUGUCGUCUCGGACUCUUGUCAAUUCAAAACGUCAAAAGUAUAAUGAUAGCUUCUUUUAGUCAAUUUUGCAAUAGUUGCUAGCUACUCAAUGUAAUAUAACCAACGAUGACGUGGCAUUGACCUGACAAAAAGGUAUUGUCAUCGAAAUGUCGUUGAAAUAUCGUUGCAAUCCACAUUGUUCCCAUGUUUAAGGCUAAGAAUCUUAAACAAUCAAUCAGUGAAUUUUUUCUACAUUCACUGGAUUCCUUUCCUAUAUUUACAAACUUUUGCAGCCUCGAUAUACAACAUGCUCAAAAUCUUUCAAUUGUCAGUCAUGUUUUACUCCUAUAAAAUGCAAUUGAUCUUGCAAAAUCAACCUAUCAAACAGACUUUUUUGAAAAUACCAUACAGAUCUAUGGCUAUUAAUCAGUACUUGAGUUUUACACAUAUGUUAAUUCAAUGCAGUGAAUCCUCUUCCUAAUUACGAGGCCGUGACUCAAAGCUAACAAGUAGACUGUUGCUAUGGUAAUUUAUGAUUUGAAAGUGCAUAUAUGGUAAUUUAGCUUAGUGCUUCUUUUGUGUACUUAGGUAUGAAGUUAAAAAAGAAUUUUGCAUAGCGAUGUCAGCUUUUUACUGAAGUUGAAUAAUUAUUGUAAUUUUACAAAAAUGAUAUUUAAAAUAUCAUCAA
This is a messenger RNA of Rhopilema esculentum, 7257 nucleotides long. RefSeq names its product voltage-dependent T-type calcium channel subunit alpha-1H. Gene Ontology annotation, biological process: calcium ion import; membrane depolarization during action potential; transmembrane transport. Gene Ontology annotation, molecular function: voltage-gated sodium channel activity; low voltage-gated calcium channel activity. The record is from RefSeq and is a predicted model, not a curated record. Lineage: Eukaryota; Metazoa; Cnidaria; Scyphozoa; Rhizostomeae; Rhizostomatidae. Gene Ontology annotation, cellular component: neuron projection; plasma membrane; voltage-gated sodium channel complex.